Messenger RNA from Topomyia yanbarensis, 1850 nucleotides. RefSeq names its product zinc finger protein OZF-like. Gene Ontology annotation, molecular function: DNA-binding transcription activator activity, RNA polymerase II-specific; RNA polymerase II cis-regulatory region sequence-specific DNA binding. Gene Ontology annotation, cellular component: nucleus. The transcript has 3 exons. Bases 312 to 1784 code for a protein of 490 amino acids. The record is from RefSeq and is a predicted model, not a curated record. NCBI's taxonomy places the organism in Eukaryota, Metazoa, Arthropoda, Insecta, Diptera, Culicidae. Gene Ontology annotation, biological process: regulation of transcription by RNA polymerase II.
AUCUGAUAAACAAAGUUUUCGAUGUUCUGUCAAAGUUUGUUCAGAUUUACGAGUUUACGUACUGAUUUGCGAGUUUUAUUCUACAGUUUCACAAAACUCGAAUCAAACAUUAGGAUAAAGACCUAGUUACUUCCGUGAUGUCUGCUCAAGUGAACAGCGCCGAACUUUGUUGAAAGACGAGAAAUCGUGAACAGUGCUAAAAACAGCGAAAGCUCGAUUGAGGUAAAUUACAGUCAGGAUUCCAAAUAACCGAAAAAUAAAUUUCUAAUGCAGACACCAGCCAUUGUCUGGCUAAGAAACAUCUAACAAACAUGCCUACAGAAUAUAAAGAACUCAAGUUUCUAGCAAACCAGGAAGUCAACGAAUCGAUUGACGAAGAAAUGCUAGAUCAACAAAAUAAAACCAGCACGGUUAAGAUGGAAGUUUGGCCGGAAGAGAAUCUCGUAGUAAAUUCUAUAACCAACGAAAGUUCUGACUGCCCGAAUGAUUCGAUCAAACUAAUCAACCACGAUAUCAAAGUUCCUCAUUCAGAUCUAGUUCAACAUAGCAUCGAAAUCAAACACGAGCAGAGGGAUAAGUCGGAUGUUAAUCCGCAGACAGACUCCAAAUCAAACGGCCAUGAACUAUCACUCCCUGACAGCAAGAAACCCUUCAAGUGUUCUGUCUGUAGUAAAUCAUUCCGCAGUCAAUACCUCCUUACGAGGCACAGUUCCACCCACGAUAAAGACCAUCCGUAUAAGUGUGGAGUCUGCAGUAAAACAUUCUGUCAAUCGUAUAAUCUGAAUCGGCACGAAAAAGUGCACUCCGAUAGCAGCAGGCCUUUUAGAUGUGAUAUUUGCGGUAAAGAGUUUGUCCGGCGAGAUAGACUCGCCGUCCACGCGCGAUACCACACCGGUGAACGACCGAACAAGUGCGAGAUCUGUGGCAAAGGGUUCUCCCAUUACACCUAUUUGGCACAACAUAUGCGUACGCAUGAGACCAAGCAGCCGUUGCAGUGUUCUUUCUGCGGAUUGGAGUUCUCCAAAAAAGAUCAUCUGAUCAAUCAUACCGCCUCACACACCGGAGAGUAUCCGUUCAAAUGCGAAAUUUGCGGUAAGGCAUUCGUUACUAAAGCUCAGCUUUCGCAACACAUGGUCACACAUACUCGCAAACGACCGUACGAAUGCGAGCAAUGUGGGAAAUCCUUUCACCGACAGCUUUAUUUGGAUCAUCACCAACGCACUCAUACCGGCGAACGUCCCCACGAAUGCAGUGCUUGUGGAAAAACUUUCAUUCAGAUAGCCCAUCUUUACCGUCACAUGCGAGUUCAUACCGGCAAGAAGCCUCAUUACUGUCAAGUGUGUUCCAAAGUAUUCGCCACUCGCGCCGAGUUGGACAAACACCGGCUUAUGCACACCGGAGAACGGCCGCACAGCUGCGAAAUCUGCGGGAAGACAUUCUCGCAAUACUGUAACCUCAACCGUCACCAGCAAUUGAUACAUUUUAAUAUCAGACCGCACGAGUGUGCGGUUUGUGGGAAAAAAUUCUCCCGUCGGGACGAGCUGGUUACGCACAUGGUCGCGCACACCGGACGCGGUUUACAUAAGUGUGAAUUUUGCGCGAAAACGUUCGCCCUCAAAUCGGUGCUGGUGCAGCACCAACGCCUUCACACCGGUGAACGGCCGUACGUGUGCGAGGUUUGCGGCGAGGCAUUUGUUCAAGUUGGCCAUCUGACCUGGCACAAGCGGUUGCAUGCUGGGCCGUCGACGGUAGUUCGGAAUGUGGAGAAGUUAGCUGCUAAUUAGAAUGGAAAGUAAUAAAGAUUUCUGUUGGUAUGACGUGUUUAUACCGAAGAUGACAACUGUAUCAGA